AUGAUCAAGUCGUCCGAGCUCGAUCCUUCGCCAGUCGCUGCGGCAGGCCUUGGUGUCGCUGGCCUUAAUUUCGACUUUGGCGCUUCGACGUCAAGCUUGGCUUCGCCGUCCAUCGGCACCACAAAGGCGCCACGAUGGGGUACCAUACGUCAACGUUUCAGCAGCAUCCAAUCGCGCGACAGCGCCUCUCAUCCCGAGGACAGCAUCGACGAUGGCAUGUGGGAUAAGAACGAUGCCGCCUUCCUCCAAGACGUCGCUCGCGAUUCGCCCCUUCUUCUCGAGUCACCCGUCAUCUCCAACAUCGACGGCUCAGCAUCUCGCACCUCGCUCUCCUCGUCGCGUCCCGGCAGCUUCAUGCACACGAUCGAUGCUGCGUCUGCCUUUGCCACACCGCUCGCCUCGUACGAACCGCUGCCACCUCAGUCGGCUUUCUCCUCCACCUCUAAUCGACCAUGGACGCGCUCUAUGCGCAAAACGCCCUCGACCACCGUGCUCCCAGACCUUCCCGAGCAGAGACGCAUCGACGAUGCCCUCGUCUAUCCGCGCCCCUCCACCUCCUCCUCUACGCUCGCUUCCACGGCGACUCAUCUUGUCUCGUCCAGGGCAUCUUCGACGUCCUUAGUUGGCGCACAUGGAUUCGGCAAUGCACACGUGCGCCAAUCUACUGGCGGUAGCUACAGUGCGCACUCGAGCGUCGGCUCAAGUCCCAUGCUCACUCCCAAUUUCCACGCUGGAAGCGACUCGCCUCGAUCAGCUGGAAUCCAGGACCAAUACCCACGCUCGCCCUCGCUUCACAGCUCUUCUUCCUUUCCAGCUUCUGGCUUUGUCUUUCGCUCGUUCGACGAUCGUACUACGAGCCCCCGUGCUCGUCAACGAACCAGCUCUUCCAACUCUACCGCCGGCUUCAAUGCUGCCACCGGCUCAGCUUGGACUCCCUCCUUGUCGACAUUCGAUCGUCGCACCAGCCGCGCACAGGCUGGCAGCCCGCUCGCUCCUGCAAUCUCGUCCCCUUCUUCGCGCAUUUCCAGCCCAGAGUUGUUCGGAGAAAACCAAUUUGGAACCGCAUCUCCCAUCCUGGCACAGAUGACAGCUGAGAAUGGCGUUGCAACAAGCGAUCGGAAUCGACACUCAAUCGCCCGUGUGCUCGACUCGCCGAUGAUCGCUUCUUCUACCGCUCAUGCCGCGCAGUCUACAACCAGCUCUGCACAGCAACCUCAUCGCCAAGGCGUUCAAAGCGCCGCAGGCACAGCUGCAUCGCCUGUCACCGACACUAAUGUCUCAUCGAUCGCGUCCGGCUCGGUCCCUCGCAAACACGCCAAGAACAGGAGCAGUCUGGUCUCGGGUCUGCGCAAGCUCAUGAACAAGCGCGAAAGGGAUUCCAAGAUAUAUGUUGGUGCCAAUGAUGCCUCACUACCUCCACUUUUGCCGUUCCCGUCCGCGAAUAUCGAGUCACACCUUCCAGGCCUGGCUGCUGGCGCGGUCGAGUCGGACAACAUUGCCGAAAGCUCGCAUAUUGCUCCAGAAGCGCCUUUGGACGCGUCGCCCAGGAUGGCACGCAAAUCCCCGUCUCUUGACCUCUUGCGAGGCUUUGCCUCUCCCAAUCGGAAUUCAAGGAUCGUGGCCUCCGCCUCGGAUCGAGCGCGUCCUAUCGCGCCCAUCGCGCCUCCCUCGCCGCGCUCGCGAGCCAAGAGCAUUGAUGGUGGCAGGCGGCCACUGCGCGAUGUGCUGACUUUGCGCUCUGCCUCCAACCAGCGCAAUCGCAACAGCGUGAUCGAGCACAUUUCCCACGAGCAAGCUCGCAGGCUCACUGGCAACGCAGGUCCCCUGUUUCUGUCCACCGAGCAAGCCAUCAAAGAGCACCGCGCGCUGUAUGCCAAUGCACCUGCUCCGGUCGGGCUCCCGAACCGCUCCGAGUUUGACAUGUUCGACGAUGCUUCGUCUUCGGACAAGGCAGCACACUCGAUCCCGGUCCAUCCGCAUUUGCGUCGCGUUGAACACGACCAGGCUGAUGAUGUAGAGGGCGUCGAGAUGCUCGCCACUCUGAGCAACAGCAGCAGUGUCGCAGGCGUGGCUUCUGGCGAGUUCGCAGCGAACGACGCCGCUGCGACAUCGAGAGCGCCGUUCGGGUUCCAGUCGCAGACGUAUAGGCCUUACUCGCGCGAAUCGCAUCGGUCAACACCUCACUCCAGCUCAGCUUCGUUUGAACGUUCAGCUACGGGCGAUGGUGCUGUGUCGUUUCCGAAAUCGCAUCGUCCCGCUCUGUCUUUGGGCUCGCAAACAACGCUCGGCAGCAUCCACGACGGUCAGACGUCCGACGCGUCUUCCAGUGGCCUUUCGAUCCACAUGCCUCCACCCGCGGGAGGAGCGAGCAGCAGGCGCGGUCAUGCGAGCCGUCGAUCGCUCAACAGCCUGGUGGGUAACAGGCCCUGGUCGAGCUUUUUGGGCUCGCCCGUGCUCAGCGGCAGCAACAGCUCACAGUCGCAUUCCGGCAAGCGAGUAUCGGGCGCGGUCAUCUCGCGGCCCUUGUCGGUCACAUCCUCCACGUUUUCGGGUCACUUUCAGGACGGUGUAUUCAACGACAACGAGCAAGCCGAUGCUGCCGAUGUUACGUUGCGUGCUUCGGAUUUGCAUCGCAUGGCAGCAGCAGCACGAGCACGAGCUGACCAUCUGGAUCGCCAUCAGGGCGCAUCGCGUCUUCGGCUCGACUCCGAUUCUUCGGAACCGGCACCUCAUGCGGCGGCAGUCGGAGCGACAAAUUUUAUCGAAAAUUCCACGCACGGGCGCUCUUCGUGGCACUUUCCACGUCCACCCUCGGGCCCACUUGCACAUCACCUUGCCCUUUCUCCACCACCAGUCGUCUCGACGUCGUCUGGCUCGUCACACCACUCUCACCAGUCCAAUCCGCAUUCGCAGCCUAAGUCACACUCGCAACACUCGCAUCAGUCGUACCAUUCCUUCACCAAUUCCGGCGCGUCCACCACCACCGCGCCUCCGUCUGCAUCGGUCUCCGACAACCACCUCGUCUCGGGCCCUGCACCUCCCGUCCUUUCGGGUCCACAUCGUCCGCCAAAAUCUGCCGCUCGCCAGAACAGCUCGCGCUCCCUUCGACGCCCUGCAACCGGUGACGGCUCCACAUCGCCUCACCUCGCCAGCAGCGGCAGUUUCCAGUCGAUUGGGCUCAGUGCACCUUCCAUCUCUUCGCCGCUGAUCCAGUCGUCAUCACUCGAGAACCUCCAAGAAGGGCGUUUCACUGCCGCGCAGCCGCAUUCCUCAGCAACGGCUCUUGGCUUUGCAACUGCUUCCCGUCCGUCGGGUGCAGGUCAUCGGCUCACUGUCUCGGGCUCUUCGGUUUCGCGACGCAAGCGUCCUUCCUUCGGUCUUGCCAUCGAACCCGCCGCCCACUCGGCCUUCGACAGCAUCCCGAGCCCGAUGCUUCGCACUCAUCGCGUCUCGUCGGCGCUUCCAGAAGGUGUAUCUCAUCCACGACCCUUCUCUUCCUCCUCGGCAUCAGCUGCUCGAACCACGCCUUCCGGCAGCUCGUCAGGUACUAGUCCGCCCGACUCGGCCCGCGUUUCUGCAGCUACGCUCUCAUCGAGCCAUCACUUUGACCACGAGAACGGCGUGGAGAUCGAGACGCUCUUGGAAGGCAGUUCGAACAAGCAGCGCUAUAGCGUGACGGAUCCGCUUUCGGCGUCGGUACCAGCGCUGCAAGACGCCAUGGCCGCUGUUUCUUUCAGGGACCCCGCCUCGAAUCACCGCCAUGAGGUGUCGGUGCCCAUGGACGAAGGCGAUUCUCCACGACAGCAUUUGGAGGAAAGCUGGAGUCGCGUCACCGAGGGCUCUGAACCGAUGUACGGUGAACGGCCUGCAGACAUAUUGGAGGACACAUCGCGACGAUACAUGAUCCACUCUCCCAAUGAAGAGGAAGGACCCGCACUCGCCAACGCUUCCCCCAUCUCGUCCUCGGGUCGUCUCAGCCAAGCAUCCAAAGACAUCGCCUUUGGCUCGAUCGCAGGGAUGGUGAGCAAGGUGUUCGAGCACCCCUUCGACCUCGUCAAGGUUCGAUUGCAGACGCAAUCCGCCGAUCGACCUAGACGCUACGCGGGUGCGUUCGAUUGCUUCAAGCAGACGUAUCUGCAGGAAGGGGUUCGUGGGUUGUACCGGGGUCUGAGCAUGCCCGUGAUUGGAGCGACGAUGGAGAACGCGUGUCUGUUCUUCACGUACAACCAGAUCCAGUCGGCGAUCCGAUGGGUGAAUGGGGAGGAGAGGAGCGGCAGGUCGGCAGCCAAGGAGGAUGCGGAGAAGCCGUUGUCGAUUCCGCAGCUGGCGAUCGCGGCGGCGGGGGCUGGGAUGGUGACGAGUGUGGUGUUGACGCCGAUCGAGCUGAUCAAGUGCAAGAUGCAGGUGCAGAUGAUUACGAGGGAACAGCAGGCGCCGUCGGUGGCCGCGGCGGCGGAGAGGGGUGGUCCUGUUCAGGCAGCGCUGCAACAGUCACGAUCGAUCCACACGAGCGCGUUGCGAAAUGCUGCUGCUUCGACAAGCUCGCGAUCCCAAGCAAUCAAGACGCUCGAUGGACCGCUCGCGCUGCUGCGUCGAACCGUCGCCACCGACGGAAUCCGCGGACUGUGGCUCGGACAGACGGGAACGCUGCUUCGCGAAACAGGUGGUGGAGUAGCCUGGUUCCUCGCAUUCGAAUCGUGCUCUCGCUACCUCAUCUCGCGCAAGAAGCUCCUGCAGAAGCGAGACGACAUCACCAAGAAGGACCUCUCGUCGCUCGAGCUCGUCGGAGCAGGUGCGCUGGCCGGGAUCAGCUACAACGUGGUGCUCUUCCCCGCCGAUUCGGUCAAGUCGACCAUGCAGACGGAACAGGAGAUGCGCGCAGUCAACCGCGUUCAUGGCGAGAAGUGGAAGGGAACAGGAUUCUUCGAGACGUUCAAGAACAUCUACAGGACCAGGGGCGUCAGGGGGUUGUACGCCGGUUGCGGCGUGACCUGUUUGAGGAGUGCGCCGUCGAGUGCGAUUAUCUUUUUGAUGUAUAACAAGUUGGAGAGAUUGAGCGACGAGUAUGGACUAUAG
This is a messenger RNA of Pseudozyma hubeiensis SY62, 5076 nucleotides long. RefSeq lists its product as hypothetical. Lineage: Eukaryota; Fungi; Basidiomycota; Ustilaginomycetes; Ustilaginales; Ustilaginaceae. Gene Ontology annotation, biological process: mitochondrial L-ornithine transmembrane transport. Gene Ontology annotation, molecular function: L-ornithine transmembrane transporter activity. The record is from RefSeq and is a predicted model, not a curated record. Bases 1 to 5076 code for a protein of 1691 amino acids. The transcript has a single exon.